Phodopus roborovskii (desert hamster) is the source of this 1486-nucleotide messenger RNA. It is a transcript of the gene Ptar1, whose product is annotated as protein prenyltransferase alpha subunit repeat containing 1. Gene Ontology annotation, molecular function: protein prenyltransferase activity. Gene Ontology annotation, cellular component: cytoplasm. The coding region runs from base 83 to 1357 and encodes 424 amino acids. Lineage: Eukaryota; Metazoa; Chordata; Mammalia; Rodentia; Cricetidae. Gene Ontology annotation, biological process: protein prenylation. The transcript is spliced from 7 exons. The record is from RefSeq and is a predicted model, not a curated record.
GCCAGCGCGCGCGCGCCCCCGCGGAACUCCCGCCGGCGGCUGGGUUCUCCCGGAGGCGCGCCGGAUCGCGGCGGCCGCCAACAUGGCCGAGACGAGCGAGGAGGUGGCGGUGCUGGUGCAGAGGGUGGUGAAGGACAUCACCAACGCCUUCCGCAGGAACCCGCACAUAGAUGAAAUUGGCCUGAUCCCAUGCCCUGAAGCAAAAUAUAACCGGAGUCCUAUAGUCCUGGUUGAGAACAAACUUGGUGUUGAGAGCUGGUGUGUCAAGUUCUUAUUACCAUAUGUCCACAACAAGCUCCUUUUGUACAGAACAAGAAAGCAAUGGCUAAACAAAGAUGAAUUGAUAGAUGUCACCUGCACCCUUCUGCUUCUCAACCCAGACUUCACCACCGCAUGGAAUGUGAGGAAAGAACUCAUCCUUUCUGGCACUUUAAGUCCAAUUAAGGAUCUGCAUCUGGGAAAAUUGGCCUUAACUAAGUUUCCUAAGAGUCCAGAGACAUGGAUUCACAGGCGCUGGGUGCUGCAGCAGUUAUGUCAGGAAACUUCCUUGCCUCCUUCUGUGGCCAAAGGAAACUUAGGACCAGUUCCUGCUGAGAGGACACAGCGAAUAAUACAGGAAGAGAUGGAAGUCUGCAGUGAGGCAGCAGGAAGAUAUCCCAGCAACUAUAAUGCCUGGUCCCAUCGAAUCUGGGUUUUACAGAAUGUGGCCAAGCUGGAUCUCAAGAUCCUUCUUGAUGAGCUGUCGUCUACUAAACACUGGGCAUCCAUGCAUGUUUCAGACCACAGUGGAUUUCACUAUCGCCAGUUUUUGUUAAAGUCUCUGAUUGGCCAGACUGGGACGGACACUUAUGUACUACAGCAAAACUCGUUGAAAAAUGAGCCAAAAGAUGAAGAAGCAUCAGCUUCAACAGAGGAACCAAGGAUAAGUCUUACACAGCUCCUAGAAGAAGAAGUGGAAUUCUGCACAGAUCUUAUUAAUUCCUAUCCAGGACAUGAAACCCUUUGGUGUCAUAGGCGGCAUGUUUUCUACCUUCAACACCACUUAAAUGGCAGGUAUCCUCAAAGCUUGACUCACCUGUCACCCGCAGACUGCUCUGGGGGUGCUUUGAAUGAUGUGCACCUGAUUCCAGCCAGCCCCCAACUAUCUCAGGCAAUGGAAGUGGAUGGACUGAACGACUCUAGCAAACAAGGCUAUUCCCAGGAAACCAAGCGCCUGAAGCGGACCCCAGCUCCAGACUCGCUAGGCCUAGAGAUGGAGCACAGGUUUAUUGAUCAGGUAUUAUCCACUUGUCGGAAUGUAGAGCAAGCCAGGUAUGCCAAUGCAUACAAGAAAUGGCUGGUGACUUUGAGUCAGUAAGAGGGGUAGAUUCAUCCUAAGAAAUUCCCCUUUUAGUGCAAUAUUGCUUUCUUUCUCAAUGCCAUGGUUGCAUGAACUGACUGGCUAACUAUGUAUUCUUCAUCUAUAGCUUAAAAGUCUGUAAGAAAC